AUGAGUAUAAACGACGAAAAUAUUGCGCGGUGGUUAGAAAUAGAAGUGUCAGAUGAGAAGCAGAUACUGAAUGAAGAUACCAGUGACGUGGAGCUCGAUGUUGCGGAAGAUUAUGUGCUCCAAGAGAACUGUGAAUAUGACUCUGAAGGUAGCAAGAGCGGAUCGUCUUCAGAAGAAGAGCCAUUUCCGCUUGGAAAUGAAGAUGAUGUUUCUUCGUUUUUUAUUUACUCACGAAGUAGAUCGCUAGUUACGCGUGACAGCUUUUCAUAA
Parnassius apollo (apollo) is the source of this 270-nucleotide messenger RNA. The record is from the annotation of a GenBank genome assembly. NCBI's taxonomy places the organism in Eukaryota, Metazoa, Arthropoda, Insecta, Lepidoptera, Papilionidae.